AUGGCUGAAGAAAAGCAAGAUAAAGAAAUCAAGAAAGUGACCGAGAGGGUAAUCUCUAUAACGAAACGUGGUGAUGUCUUAAAAAACGAAGUAGCCGCUGAUAAUAUUCGUAAGGAAACGAACUUCCUCGAAAGCUUGUCGCGAUGGUCAUGGCCGCAAAAGUACGAGCAUCUGACUGGGCAAUUUUUCAGCCAGGUGCUGGCGGAGGAAUGCAGAAAAGCGGGACUUCCGGCGAACACUUUCGAGCGUGAUCCGCCGGAAGACGUAGCCGAACGUUCGCCGAUUCCUUUGAAAGCUUCACCAGCCUUCCCUAGAACGACAUCCGCUCAGAUCGGCCAUCGUUCAUCCCACACGGAAUACAGUUUGGAAUUCAUGGGUCGUCUCUACGUUUCGCCAAAGUGGACGAUCGACUCUCUCACGGAUGCCCCGGAAUUACGCACGAUGCAACAAAAAUUUAUAUUUCUAGGUUGA
This is a messenger RNA of Cyphomyrmex costatus, 471 nucleotides long. RefSeq lists its product as uncharacterized. The record is from RefSeq and is a predicted model, not a curated record. The coding region runs from base 1 to 471 and encodes 156 amino acids. Lineage: Eukaryota; Metazoa; Arthropoda; Insecta; Hymenoptera; Formicidae. The transcript is spliced from 3 exons.